Molecule: messenger RNA, 2388 nt
Organism: Chenopodium quinoa (quinoa)
Lineage: Eukaryota; Viridiplantae; Streptophyta; Magnoliopsida; Caryophyllales; Amaranthaceae
Product: probable DNA primase large subunit
Exons: 20
Coding region: 354-1715 (453 amino acids)
Biological process (GO): DNA replication, synthesis of primer
Cellular component (GO): alpha DNA polymerase:primase complex
Source: RefSeq, a predicted model, not a curated record
ACCGUAUUUUUAUAAACCGAAAACCAAACCAAACCACUAAAAUGAAGUUUGGCCCGAUUUGAUUACGGUUCAGACUAAACUGCGUACAACCCUACUAACGAGUAUCCGGUACCCUAACCGUAUCGACUAAUCGAGAUACUCAUAUACCCAAAUCCGGUUCGGGUCCCAUAGUCUUUUCCUCAACCCUCAUCCCUAGAAAGCGGAAACCAAAACUUUCCCGCUAUUUUUACCCUUUUCCAAUCUCUUGAGACGACUCUUGGCGCCAAACUCCAUUUACCAUUUUCUUCUCCACCACACUACGCAGCACACACCAGUAGAGAGAGAAAGUUAGAGAGAGAAAGAGUAGGAAAACCAUGGAAAUCAUGAGACCUCAGAAGAAAACUUCCACCGACGACGUCGCCGUCGUUUCCACCAUCCCUCUCUACCGCACUCCUCCUGUACUCGAAGUUCGCCUUGAAGAUUUCGAACUCUUCGCCAUUGAUCGUCUCCGAGUGCUGAAAGGAAUUUCCGACGAACUUUAUCGCGGAAAAAAGCCUGAUGAAAUUGAAGAGCCGGUGAAGAAUUUGUUGAAAACACACAUGGGACAUCCACAAGCUUCCGAGACAAUUAACAAGGACAUCAUCUCUCACUUUGUAAUCCGUCUAGUCUAUUGUAGAUCGGAGGAAUUAAGAAAGUGGUUCUUGUCAAUGGAAACAACUCUAUUUCGUUACCGAUAUAAGCUUGCGAGCUUCGAUGAUCAGAAAGCGAUACUAGCGGAGUUUGAUCUUCCCUACAAAGCAGUUAGCAAUGCAGAACUCGAGAGUAUGAAGGAGAAGCUAACACAAGUUGCACGAUCCCUUGGGCAGCCUUUGACCAGCGCCGAUACCGUAUUUUACAAGGUACCAUUUGAAGAAGUUCCUGAACUUGUGGCUGGACGCAGAGUGUACAUCCAUAAAGGGCAUGCCUAUGUUGCUAUGAAUCAGGUUGUUUCUCUUGUUGUCACACAAUUUCGCAGCAAUCUAUCAAAAGACCUUAUACUUGCAAAUAGAAAAUGGACCUCUAUGAUCAGCGAAAAGGAGAAGAAUAGGUUGACUCCGAUUGUUGAAUCUCUCAGCACAAGCUACCUUGGUCCUGACUAUUCUGAGGCAAAGAAGUUUGCAGAGAUAUCACUGAAAGACAUUGAUCAAGUAGCAAAUAGUUCAUUUCCCCUCUGCAUGCGCCACCUAUUUGAAAAGCUAAGGGAAGACCAUCACCUUAAGUAUGGAGGCAGGAUGCAAUUAGGUCUAUUUCUCAAGGGUGUAGGAUUAACGUUGGAUGAUGCUCUUGUCUUUUGGAAAUCUGAGUUCUCCAAGAAGGUUGGUGCUGAGAGAUUUGACAAAGAGUAUGCUUACAGCAUUCGCCACAGCUAUGGAAAAGAAGGCAAGAGAGUGGAUUAUACACCUUACUCUUGUCAGAAGGUCAUCUCAAGCACUCCUGGUGUUGGAGAUCACCAUGGUUGUCCUUAUCGGCAUUUCAGCGAGGACAACCUUAGAGCCGCACUUAGUAAAAUGGGAGUGAGUAGUCGGGCAAUGACUGAUGUUAUGGACAAAGUCCAAAACAAACACUACCAGAUAGCUUGCACCUUAACAUUUGAAGCUAUUCACGGUUCGUCCUGUGAUGCUGGAAUCAACCAUCCAAACCAGUACUUCAGUGAAAGCCAAAAGAUUUUGCAAUCAAAGAACAAUUCUUCUGUAUGAAGAUCCUUAUAUUUAGGGCUUUGGCGUCAAGAUUGACCUUUGUUAUUGCUUUUUCCUUCAGGUGAGCAUAUUGGUCUGCUGGAAUCAUGCUUUUCGACGUGGUCCUGACGACAUCUUCUGUCUUGUAUUUUUGGUAAGUUUACGUGUGCGAAGCAAGGGAAAUGCCUUCACUGAGUUAUGUACUUAAUAUAGUUUAUCGAAGGAUUAUAAUAUGCAAAAGGCAAUGAGAAUGACGGCACUUAAUCAGUGCCUUUAGGAUGUAAAAUAUUAGUAUCAGUUAUAAUUAUAUACCAACUUUAAUGUCCAUAAUCAUCUUUUCCAUUUGUUUUAUGUGAAUUUUGAAAGUUCCCCUAAGACUGGAGGAAUUUUUUUUGCUUUCUUUUUUUCAUUUUUAUAUAAUUAGUUCCAUGCUCUACAAACACGACUACAGAAGGAUGCAAACAGUGCUGCAUUGCCCCUUCGUCAACAUGUAAGUUGUUGAUUCGCUUAUUGUCUAACUAAUGCUGUUUUUUUUAUACAAGUAAUUCCUUUUCUGUAUGAUCCUGUAUUUAAGCUGCUGCAGCUCAGUUUUCGUAUCACUUUGCGAACCUUUAUUUUGAGACUUCAUGUGCAUUACAUUAUGUGAUAUGGCCUUUUAAGUUCCAUUUUUUUUAACCAGCAUGCGGGCAAAAAG